This is a messenger RNA of Sodiomyces alkalinus F11, 949 nucleotides long. RefSeq lists its product as hypothetical. Bases 41 to 949 code for a protein of 302 amino acids. The record is from RefSeq and is a predicted model, not a curated record. Lineage: Eukaryota; Fungi; Ascomycota; Sordariomycetes; Glomerellales; Plectosphaerellaceae. The transcript is spliced from 11 exons.
CUUGUGUGUUGCGUGAUGAGAGUUCGUAGUCGAGUCCACUAUGGUGCCCAGCGCAGGGCGAGAAACAUGGGAUCUUCAAAUGCGAAAUAGCUACCUCCGCAUGAGAGCCUGUCGGGGUGCAUUUCGCAUUUCCAACUGCGAGGGAACUUACGGGGCACCGAUAGAGAAUCCGGGGUUUGUUCGAGGGGUGUCUGUCCAAGAGAAGCCGCACCACGUACUCCGUACCAACCUGAUUCGGUGGGUUCGCGACGAGUUCAUUAAUGGCCGCGACGACACACUGCUAGUAAACGACUGGAUGUACGGAGUAUGUAAUGCGGGUAACGCACAAGCCGGUCUGGCCCGGGUCUAUUUCAAGGAUACAAUCCAAAUCGCGAGAGCAUGCGCCAGCGCAUCGCCAGGUUUGCCAGAAGCUGGCUGGCCCGGUCACGGUGGUUGGUCGGUGGCGGAAUACUUCUUGAUUGGGUCCAUAGACAUGGUGACGGGAUUAGAAGAAGAGCAGCUGUCCGAGGGCCACGACAGCGACCCCAAAUGCGACCGCCUCAAUGUGUGCUUUCUGGUGGGGAGGGAAGGGAGUUCGGCGUGCUGCUUCUGGGAAGCUGUACGAAGCGAUGCUGCAACAGCGAGCCUCGAGUCCGCUAGAUGCCACUUCGCGGUCGGGCUGAGGUCGCCUUGGAUUUUCCAUGAUAAUCCGACGAAUCCCACCAAGUUCAAACAGCUUGCCAUAACCGUUCCAACUUCGCUCGCCGAGUGUAGCAUCGAGCCGCAAGGCAGCACGGGCUAUAGCCGCCGACGAUGCCGCUGGAGCUGUACUUUUGACAUCGACAAGGCGCGUCAGGGACCGGCGGAUCUAGAGGGCCGGUCGAACACUGCGGUCCUAGCACCGGAGUGCGAUCGACUUGCUCACGACGGAGUGCCGCCAACCACGGGCUCUCAUUCGCCCAGUGCUUAA